AUGUGAAUGUACUUAUUAAAUCUUUGAAGAACCAGUAAGGCACUAAGUCACUAACCGUUAAAACAAGAAUUAUUGGGGAAAUCACUACCACUCCUUACACCUCCGCCACCUUCUUGUCCUCUGCCCCACUCCCACCCCCGACCCCUAUGACAUCUGCCAUUGUUCUUCUUCCUCUUCUUCUUCAUCUUCUUUCUCAUUCACGAAUCAACCAUCAACCUCAUUUAUUAAUCUAUGGUACAUGGGUUCUUUAAGUGAGCUUCUAGCCAAAGAAGGAUUCGUACGUGAUAAUUUCAAUCGCAAAAAGGUCCGAUUCAAUAGAACAGUAGCAGCUCCUGAUCAUGACUCCAUUUCUUUGCCUAUUUACAUCUGCCGUGACCGGAAGAGCAUCGACGUUCCAAAGCACAAGAAGAGCUCAUCGGUUGUUUCAUCCAAAGGUCGUCUUUCAUCGGCUUCGAGAAGAUCGGAUGAACCCGCCAUUGAUGAAGUUGCUACCAAAGCUGUGAUUUCGAUUUUGAGUGGGUAUGCUGGUAAGUACUUGAAAGACAAGGAUUUCCGAGAUUCGUUGAGGAACAAGUGUCAAUCGUGUUUGGUGAGGAGAAGCAAUGGGUUGUCGGAUAAUGGGGUUUUCGCUAAUAUGGAAUUGGGGAUCGAGAGUAUUGAGAAAUUGAUUGAUAAUCCAGGGACGAUUAAGGAAUUGAAGAUGAAAGCGUUGAGGAAUUCAAUUGGGUUUUUAACGAUUGUUGCAGCUUUGAAUUCGAAAGAAUCGAGACAUGGCACAACAUGUGGAACUCCAAAUUCACAUCUCUCUGCUUGUGCGCAGCUUUAUUUAUCAAUCGUUUACAAGCUUGAGAAGAACGAUAGAAUCUCUGCAAGACAUGCACUCCAAGUGUUUGUUGAUUCGCCUCAAUUAGCUAGAACUCACUUGCUACCAGAUCUUUGGGAGCAUUUCUUUCUUCCACAUCUCCUCCAUAUCAAAAUUUGGUACCACAAACAAAUCGAUAACCUUUCUGAUGAUUGCUCGAAGGAUCAAGAAGAACAAAUUAACAAUUUGAGCAAGAUUUAUGAAGAUCAUAUGGAUAUGGGUACGAUUCAGUUUGCUCUCUACUAUAAAGAAUGGCUUAAAACAGGUGGUCAACCUCCUGCUACACUUCCUUCUGUGGCUUUGCCUUCAAUCAGUUUAUUAUCUUCUUCAUCUAGUCGAAGAAGAAGGAGUUCAUCCUUUGGUAACUUUCUACAUCGAGCUGUUUUUGGUGCUCCGAUUGAGAAACAAGCAUCUAUGGAGUCUGAUUAUGGAGCCAUGGAACAAAAGGAAGAAGAAGAAGAACUUUGUUUAGAUGAUUAUGAUACCAACCAACAAAAGAUUGUUCAAAGUACACUCUCCGAUCUUCGAAGUUCAUCAAGCAAACCAGACUACACGCGAUUUCUUCCAUGUCAAACCUUACAAACAGAAUCACGAUUCACCAGAUCUUCUUCAAUCGCGUCUUCAUCAUCUGAUCUAACCAGAGCCAUUUCCUCAAUCACCACCUCCGAAAAUUUACCCGAAUGCGAAACCGCGAUUCGUGUCAUAACCAAAUCAUGGCUAGACGAUCAAUUAAUCGAAAAACAACUAUCCCAUCCAUCAGUAAUCGAAGGUAUGCUCGAAGUAUUAUUCGCAUCUACCAACGAAGAAAUCCUCGAACUCGUCAUCUCCUUAUUAACCGAACUCGUUUCGAAAAACCCUGCGAACGGGAAGAUCAUCCUAACCCUUGAUCCACGUCUCGAAGGGUUCACUGAACUCAUGAGAAACAGUAGCCUGUUCCUAAAAGCAUCGAUUUUGCUCCAUUUCGUGAAACCUGAAGCGAAACAGAUGAUUUCCACCGAAUGGAUCCCGUUGGUGCUACGAGUGCUUGAAUUCGGAGAUCAAACACAGCAAUUGUUCAGCGUUCGGUGUAGUCCUCAAAUCGCGGCGUAUUAUUUUCUCGAUCGGCUUCUUACGGGGUUUGAUGAAGAUCGGAAUCUGGAGAAUGGAAGACAAGUGAUUGCGAUUGGAGGGUUGAGUUUGUUGCUGAGAAGAAUGACGAAUGGAGAUGAUGUUGAGAAGUGUAAAGCGGUUUCUGUGAUUUAUUGGUGUAUUCAAGCCGAUGGAAGGUGUCGCCAUUAUUUGGCGGAUAAUUUGAAUCCGGAGCUCAUUCUUGCACUCUUGGUUCGUGGUAAAGAGGUCGAUGGCAAAUUUUGCAAUGAGAUUGUGUUCUCUUUGCUUGUCGAGUUAAUCUGCCUCCAUAGAUUUGAGCAAAGAACGAAACUUUUCAACAAAUUAUUGAAGGGAUUGGAUUGCUUGAACACUAUGCAAAUCUUGUUAGUUUCUUUACAAAAGGCUACACAAGAAAAACGCCCUCUAAUUGCUACUAUAAUGCUUCAGCUUGAUCUUUUUAUGGGAGAUCCACUGAAGAGUAGUGUAUAUCGAGAGGAGGCCAUAGAUGCAAUAACCGAAGCUUUAGAUUGUCAAAUAUGUAAUGAAAAUGUUCAAGAACAAACAGCGAAAGCCUUGUUGAUAUUAGGAGGCAGGUAUGCUUACACAGGCACACCAGAAGCUGAAAAUUGGAUCUUGAAAGAAGCUGGUUAUGAUGAGAGCUUGGAGGGCGGCUUCCAUGGUAGAUACUUCAUCGUCCAAGGAUCCAAACAUUUGAAUGAAGACGAUGAGAUAGAUCAUUGGCAAAGGAAAGCUGCAAUGGCAUUAUGGAUUAGUGGUGGCGAAAAGCUUAUAAGGGCAAUUGGGGAAUCGAUAGGUUAUGGGAUCCCGUGUUUGGCACGUGCAAGCCUUGUGACAGUUGCUUGGAUGAGUAAAUUUGUUCAUACGGUUGGUGAUGGAGAUGUUCUUCAGAGUGCCGCAUUGUCAACCCUAAUACGGAAGUUGAUAGAUUCGUUGAAUCGUGAUAAUACGAUUGAAGAAAGAGUUCUUGCUUCGUUUUCAUUACUCGCUCUUUCCAAGAGUUCAGGUUUUAUGUUUGAGAUUUCAGAGGAUGAGAAAAUGGCAAUGGUGGUUCAUCUUAGAAACAUAUCGAAGGUGACAUGGACUGCAAAAAGACUGGCUUCUGUAAUAACAGGAAGCCCAUCAAGAAGGCAUUCAGGUGUUUAACAAAGGCUUGCUCAUUCAAGCUGAUUUGGUAUAUAUGAGUGUACAAAAACUUAUUGCCUCCA
Messenger RNA from Lactuca virosa, 3177 nucleotides. Lineage: Eukaryota; Viridiplantae; Streptophyta; Magnoliopsida; Asterales; Asteraceae. The record is from the annotation of a GenBank genome assembly.